UUCUGUUAUGUCUGGAAUUUGACUCAGGGAACAAGACUUGGGAGUUCAGAUCCUAAGGGUUGUUUCAAUAUUGGACUCCCAUCCGGGAAGUCACUUUUCCAACUUCAAGCUGAACGGAUUUUAUGUGUUCAGAGACUUGCAGCUCAGUCUAAGGAUGGUUCUGCUGGACCACCAAUCCACUGGUAUAUAAUGACUAGUCCAUUUACUGAUGAUGCCACCCGCAAGUUUUUUGAAAGUCACAAGUAUUUUGGCUUGGAACCUGAACAAAUCACCUUCUUCCAACAAGGCACCAUUCCCUGCAUUUCACGGGAUGGUAGAUUUAUCAUGGAGACCCCAUACAAGGUGGCAAAAUCUCCUGAUGGAAAUGGAGGAUUGUACUCUGCUCUAAAAUCUUCAAAGUUACUCGAAGAUAUGGCUAGAAGAGGUGUUAGAUAUGUGGACUGCUAUGGGGUUGAUAAUGUUCUGGUUCGUGUAGCAGAUCCGACAUUCCUUGGAUACUUUAUUGACAAAGGUGCAGCAGCAGCAGCAAAAGUUGUUAGGAAGGCAUAUCCGCAAGAAAAAGUUGGAGUAUUUGUCCAACGAGGCAGAGGUGGGCCUCUUACAGUUGUUGAGUACAGUGAAAUGGAUCCAGCAAUGACUACUGAGAUCAAUCAGACAACUGGACGACUUCGGUAUUGUUGGAGUAAUGUUUGCUUACAUAUGUUCACGCUGGACUUUUUGAAUCAAGUAGCAAAUGGCCUUGAAAAGGACAGCGUUUACCAUCUAGCUGAAAAGAAGAUACCCUCUUUUAAUGGUUAUAUAAUGGGCUUAAAGCUUGAGCAGUUCAUAUUUGAUGCCUUUGCAUACCCUCCUUCAACAGCUCUUUUCGAGGUCUUGCGAGAAGAGGAGUUUGCACCAGUUAAAAAUGCAAAUGGAGCAAGUUACGACACUCCUGAUAGUGCUCGGUUAAUGCUUCUUCGCUUGCAUAGUCGGUGGGUGGUUGCUGCUGGUGGUUUCUUGACACAUUCGGUGCCAUUAUACUUAACGGGUGUGGAAAUUUCUCCCCUUUGUUCUUAUGGUGGAGAAAACCUUGAAGCUAUAUGUCGAGGAAGAACAUUUCACGCACCGAGUGAAAUAACUUUCUAGUUGCUGAUUGCUUAAAGAUUUUCAUCGCUAUUUGCUAAUUAAUAUGUUCAUAAGUGGGGCUCAUUUUUUUAAUUUCACCUUUUUAUAUCAGAUAGUAUGUGUGUAUGUCUUAUUAUUGUCUAUGCUCUCACUAGACCUUCUGGCUAAAGGAAUUAAGAAGAGUGUCGAUAACA
Molecule: messenger RNA, 1298 nt
Organism: Asparagus officinalis (garden asparagus)
Lineage: Eukaryota; Viridiplantae; Streptophyta; Magnoliopsida; Asparagales; Asparagaceae
Product: UDP-N-acetylglucosamine diphosphorylase 1-like
Exons: 12
Coding region: 190-1125 (311 amino acids)
Biological process (GO): UDP-N-acetylglucosamine biosynthetic process
Molecular function (GO): UDP-N-acetylglucosamine diphosphorylase activity
Source: RefSeq, a predicted model, not a curated record